This is a messenger RNA of Amaranthus tricolor (Joseph's coat), 1065 nucleotides long. Its product is annotated as 40S ribosomal protein S3-1-like. Gene Ontology annotation, cellular component: nucleus; cytosolic small ribosomal subunit. The record is from RefSeq and is a predicted model, not a curated record. The transcript has 5 exons. The coding region runs from base 130 to 846 and encodes 238 amino acids. NCBI's taxonomy places the organism in Eukaryota, Viridiplantae, Streptophyta, Magnoliopsida, Caryophyllales, Amaranthaceae. Gene Ontology annotation, biological process: translation. Gene Ontology annotation, molecular function: structural constituent of ribosome; RNA binding.
UCAGCCGCUUCAUCCUUUUAAAUAACCCAUUUCACAGCGGCUCCAUCUAGGGUUUUUAAUUUCUAGGGUUUCCUCAUCGUUCAGUAACUCUUCCGCUUUCGUUCUCUCUCUCUCUAGAUCUCUGCAAUCAUGGCUACUCAAAUGAGCAAAAAGAGAAAGUUCGUCGCUGAUGGUGUGUUCUACGCCGAAUUGAACGAAGUUUUCACCAGAGAACUUGCUGAAGAUGGAUACUCUGGAGUCGAAGUUAGGGUCACACCUAUGCGAACUGAAAUCAUCAUUAGGGCUACUCGUACUCAGAAUGUUCUCGGUGAGAAAGGAAGGAGAAUUAGGGAAUUGACUUCGAUUGUGCAAAAAAGGUUCAAGUUUCCUGAGAACACUGUUGAAUUGUAUGCUGAGAAGGUUAACAACAGAGGACUUUGUGCCAUUGCUCAGUGCGAGUCUCUUCGUUACAAACUUCUUGGUGGUCUUGCUGUUAGAAGGGCCUGCUAUGGUGUUUUGAGGUUCGUUAUGGAAAGUGGAGCCAAGGGUUGUGAGGUUAUUGUCAGUGGAAAACUGAGGGCACAACGUGCUAAAUCCAUGAAGUUUAAGGAUGGCUACAUGAUCUCCUCUGGUCAGCCAGUUAAGGAGUACAUUGACUCGGCUAUUAGACAUGUCCUUCUCCGACAGGGAGUUCUCGGUAUCAAGGUUAAGAUCAUGCUCGACUGGGAUCCAAAAGGAAAGAUGGGACCACCAAAGCCACUCCCAGAUCUAGUUACAAUUCACCCACCAAAGGAUGAUGAGGUAUAUGCUAGAGCUCCUGCUCUGACUCAAGAAGUUGAGCUUGUAGAACCUAUUCCUGUUGCUUAAGGAGACAACUAGGCUAGUUUAUAUAUGUUUGCUGAUAAGUUUCUGAGAUCAAGUUUAAUUUUUCUCGGUAAGGUUUUGGGCAUGACUUAUUUUUAAAUGUUGAGUUUUGUACUGCUUUAGUUCUGGAUAGCAAAUAUUUGGCUAAUAUUUUGAUUACUCUGCUUUUGAAUAUUGGCAUUUUGAAUUUUUUUUGGAAGUUAAUGUAUUUUUCAUAUCCUA